Molecule: messenger RNA, 1097 nt
Organism: Erigeron canadensis
Lineage: Eukaryota; Viridiplantae; Streptophyta; Magnoliopsida; Asterales; Asteraceae
Product: probable methyltransferase At1g27930
Exons: 1
Coding region: 78-935 (285 amino acids)
Biological process (GO): xylan biosynthetic process
Source: RefSeq, a predicted model, not a curated record
CACACGACAAUAACAAACCAAAAACCACAUAAUAACCACCAUUUCACAUUUCCUCAUACCACAAAAACAAAACUAAAAUGAAUCUACUGCGUCCGUUCCCUGACCAAAAAAUAUCCAUAGCAUUUUCUCUCUUGGCUCUCAUCGGUGUCGGUCUCUUAAUCUUUACAUUCAUCGGAGACGAAACAAACAACCUCAUUUGCACCGGUUCAUCAACCACCUUCAACAACAACUUUCAAACCACCACCGUCCCGUCCCAGCUUCGCGCUAUUCUUCAUUACGCCACUUCGAAAACUGUCCCGCAACAAUCCCUCGCCGAGAUUUCGAUAUCGUUCGACGUCCUUAAAUCCAUCUCCCCUUGCAAUUUUCUAGUUUUUGGCCUAGGCCAUGAUUCUUUAAUGUGGUCAACUUUUAACCCUGGUGGGUUAACUAUAUUUCUCGAGGAAGAUACAAAGUGGGUCCAUACUGUUUUAAAAGACGCACCUGAUUUGAAAGCUGUGCACGUUAAUUACCGUACACAGCUUUCUGAAUCAGAUGAUUUAUUGAAACAUUAUAAAAAUGAACCCGAAUGUGGGGUCAGUAAAUCUUAUAUACGUGGUAACACACGUUGUAAGUUGGCCUUGACGGGUUUGCCAAAUGUAGUGUAUGAUAAGGAAUGGGAUAUAAUAAUGAUUGAUGCGCCUAGGGGAUAUUUCCCCAAGGCGCCAGGUAGGAUGGGGGCGAUUUAUUCCGCUGCUGUUAUGGCUAGAAACAGGAAAAAACCCGGGGUCACACAUGUGUUUUUGCACGAUAUCGAUAGGAAAGUUGAGAAGGCGUAUGCGGAAGAAUUUUUGUGUAGGAAAAACUUGAAAGACGGGACGGGACGGUUGUGGCAUUUUGAGAUACCGCCCGCGUCCCGGAAUGGUACCGAUGUGAAAGAUGAAUUUAGUUUUUGUUAAGGAUCGAUGUAGUGUUUUGAGGUGUGGUCAAAGCCUUAUGAGAUGAUUAUUGUCAUAUUUUGUAUAUGAUAUCUUUAUUAUAAGGUAUUGUUGUUAGACUUUUUGUAUUUUUAGCAUCAUCAGAAGUAAUAUAAUAUGUGAUCAGAUAGAUUUUAUGCUUUA